UGCCAUUGUAUGAUGCUAGUCUAGAUAAUCAGAUCUUUAAUAUCUUUAAGCCUUUAGACAAGAUCUUGCCUUAUGAUCUUCCUAAAUUGACAACAGAAACACCAUCGUCCUUGAUCAAGACUGAUGAUACCUAUUGUAAACCUUGCAAGAAAAAAUUCAAUAAUCAAACAACCUUUGUUCAACAUCUCAAGAGUGCCAAGCAUAUCGCGAAUGAAAAGAAAUCAAAGCCAACAAACAAACCAACUCAAACAAUACCUGUUCAUCCUCAAGUCCAAGGCAUUGCAUCAAUUGGAUUUGGCUGAUACAUCCAACGAUCCAACACUGGCUAUCAACACGUAUUGGACACAAGCACAGUUCCUUUAUCAACAUAAACGACCUGAAUAUACUUCAAGGGCACUUCGAUCCUUGAUUGAUCUAUUGUGUCUGAAUCCUACCACUUCACUCUCACCUGCUUACAUGACGUUUUAUCUUUACAACAGUCGACUUGCUUUAGCUCGGUUACUUUGUAUGUAUCAACAAGUACAAGAAGCUCAAGAUAUCUAUCUUGAUGCCCUUGAAACCAAAUGGAAACUAGAUAAGCCAUCCCUGAUCAAUAUAGCCAAGCAUACAAGACAACAUACAGUAGAAGCACUGUUGGCAUCAUGUGAAUCCUUAGCUAUCAAGUACUUGACACGCGAAAGAAAUAGAACCAAGCCAGCACCUCCACUGACAGACAUGAACAAUGCAUUCAGUGUGAUAUUAAAUGAAGGGGGUAAUUUGUUUGCACAAGAAACAGGCAUGGAUUUAAGUGAGCCCAUAGCCAUUGUCUUGUAUGGCUUGGGAUCACUUGUAUGUCCUUUUGAAAACAGAAUGAGACCUCAAGAUUUUCAUUGUCUGAUGCAAAGCGUCUAUACCUCUUUAGGGCUUAUUCAUCGUCAAAUUGAAGUUAAAUUAUUAGAUAAGCAAGAUCCUUGGUGCUUAUUUGAUGCAUUCUUGACCUCCCUUGAAAUAGGCAAGUAGAGAAUACGAAUGCUAUGUCCCACUUAUCCAUAUGUAGAUGACCUUGUCAGAGCAAGUCACAUUCAGUCUUAUUUUGUUGAUCCCAUAUACCCAGAUGUCAAGCUAUUACUUGCUAUCUACCAACACAGACUUACACUUGAACCUCUUU
Gilbertella persicaria is the source of this 1147-nucleotide messenger RNA. RefSeq lists its product as uncharacterized. The transcript is spliced from 4 exons. The coding region runs from base 124 to 999 and encodes 291 amino acids. Lineage: Eukaryota; Fungi; Mucoromycota; Mucoromycetes; Mucorales; Choanephoraceae. The record is from RefSeq and is a predicted model, not a curated record.